CAGGUGGUGGUGGUGGUGGUGGUCUUGUGUUGACGUCCGCUACUCCACCAGGUCCGUGUCGACAACCAGCUGACAUUCUGAGACUGACAGGAGUGGCGGACUGCCGACGCACACCUUCACUAUCCCUCACCCACCCAUACCUCCACCAUGGCCUCCAAGAACCUGACUCACAUUUUCAUGAUAAUGAGAGACAAGGCGAUCCAACGCAGGAAUAUGUACAAGCAGGUGGAGAGUUACUCGGAUCAGGAUUCAUUGGUGCAAUGUAAGGAGAUGGAGAAUGGGCUAGGGGGCCUGGGGGACAGCCACCUUCCAGAUUGGACAGGAAUGGUGGAAGAGGUGCAGUACAAUAUCCUCACCCUCAAGGAGAAGAUUAAGCGCUUGGCAGCCUUGCAGAGCAACAUGGUGCGGCGACCAUCUCUGGAUGACAACACAGAGGAGGAACGGCAGUUGACGGUGCACCACAAUGAAAUCCGGCGGACCCUGGAGAGGUGUCAGAUGCUCAUGAUCCAGAUCAAACAUAGUGGAUGUCAUGGACGUGAGGGAACACUCAACAAGAAUGUGGUUCGCUCAUUAGGGUUUGCUUUGCAAGAAGUGAAAAAUGAAUUUAUGACAGCCUGUUCAACAUUCACUGCCUCAAUGAAUAAUUUCAAGAAAAGCAGUUCGUUUGUUCAUGAGGGAGGAGGUGACUAUGACAGCGACUAUGGAACAUUUGAUGCAAGUGGUUCUGGUGUUUCAAGUCAGAAUCAGGCUUGGACACAGGAGCAGAUGUUGUUCCUAGCUGAUAAUGCCAUGAUGGUGCAGGAGAAUGACAGGGCAGUGCAGCAGAUCUUGCAGUCUACUCUUCAGCUCAACCAGCUGUUCAAGGAUGUGGCACAGCUAGUGUCAGAACAGGGUACUGUGUUGGACCGAAUAGAUUUCAAUGUGGAGCAUGCAUCUAUAAAAGUGGAAGAGGGAGCUCGGCAGCUGAAAAAGGCAGACCGCUAUCACCGCAAGAACCGGAACAUGAAGUGCAUCCUCGGCCUGUCAGGCACCAUCAUCAUCCUGAUAUUCAUCCUUGUGUUUGUCAAAACUAAUUAGCAGAGAACAUGUGAUAAGGUGUACAUAGAUAUAUUGUUUAUUUUAUAUAUCCAGCUGUACAUAGUCUAUUUAUUCUAUUGUGCUUAUCAUGAAUACUAUUAAUUACUUGUAGAUCAUAGAGAAGAGCUUACUUUGUUAUAAGUUGCCUCAAAUUUUACAGAUGCAUUUUGUACUCUUGAGCAAAAUGUCCGAUGGACAAUUUUCUAAUCUACUAGUGUUAUAUAGACAUGCAGUAUUUAAAGUCAGGUAUGGCAAAAAUCAUAGCAGAAAUAUAUACAUAUAUGGACUACCAGGAACACUGUUUUGUAGUCUUAUGGUUAACUUUUUCAACAUUGUCUUUGUCUUCUUGUUUACUGUCAUGCAGUUUUUGCCACAUUUGCACUCCCUCUCUUGUAGUGACAUGUGGUAAUCUUCUGGUUAUAUAGGGCCAGCCUUACCUAAAAUGUGAAUAUAUGUCAUUGGCAAAUAAAUAGACAAAAAGAAAAAUGUCAGGGAAACUAACAAGAUAUUAAACUAGUAAUUUGACAGACAGUAAGAAAUACAAGUAGUAGCAGCCAGACUGACUGUUGUGAUUAGGGUGUCAUCAUUCAUCUCAGGUAAAUAGAAUCUCCUCACUUGAUCUCUGAGGAUACAAGGCACUCAAGAUAUUAGUCAAAUGAUGGAAGUACUUGGUGCACUCAUAAAUGAAUAGAUGGCUAAAGUGGUGUGGCCACUUCACUAUAGCAGUGAGCAAAGUUACACAGAAGAGAGCUACAUAGUAUAAGAAACACAAAAUAGCUGUGUAAUUGGGUCUGUUAAUAGUGUGGUAAUGUGAUUUUAUGUUGGAUGUUGCUGUGUCAGUGGAUAGAAUGCACAAACAGUGACUCAAGAAAUAAAGACUCAAAAAGAUGAGGUUGGGAACUGAUGAUUGGUAUGGUCUCUAAUGUCCUUGUGUCAGGGAUCAGUCCAGGGCACUUUGUCACGUUCUUAUGAUACUGCAACAUGACAAAAAGUAAGAAAAGUUGCAGGAACAAGAGGCUUCCUUCCAUUUUUUCUAGUACUAGUAGGCAAUUUAAUUAAUGUCAGCAGUGAAUUAUGCUCUUUUUCAGCAUCUGAUUUGUCAACACCAUAUUUACUACAACUGUGCACCAGUCUUCCCAUGCUGAAGUUUAGGUGAUGUCUUUUUUGUUUUUGAAAAGAGCUCAUUGCUAAAACUUCCCCUCCUCCUUUCCCUCUUCUCUUCAUCCUCUUAAUUUUGCAGUAUAUAUACAACUUUCACCCCAUAAACCAUUCCUUAAUCUUUACUCUGUAACUAAACAAAUGAGUUAUUUUAGUAUUUUAUUUCCUGUAUGAUUUAUCUUUACCAUGAUUGAAGAACUGAUAGUCAACAAAACUGUGCCUAACAUUACUCUUUCAUAAUUAAUACAACAUUCAACCAAAUUAGUCACCUAAUAGUUAACUAAUGUCCUAUAAAUUCAGCACAAUUUAUACUCAUUAUUCUGAAUUAUACAGGUUACCACAAAUGAAGCUACGCUCUGAUAACACUAAGUGUCAUUAUGUAAAGGCCCGUCCAGACAAGCGGGCCUGAUCAGCGGGCAUGCCCGUUAACGGGCACAUUUGAUGGGCAAAUGGUCAAAUUGCCCGUCGAGUAAAAUCACUACGGUGGUGCCCGGUAGCUGGAGCUUCAAACCUGCCAGAUGCAAGUUAAUAUCGUGAGCCCAUAGCAGGCUGUCCUCCCACAUCCCACGUCAUUGUAACACGGUUCACAUUUCACCAUGUCAACCCUGGAGAACUUUAGCGAGCCACCUACCAUUUAUUGGUCUAAAACACUGACUAGCAUGUUGAUUGAACUUUAUCGUGAGAAUCCAUGUUUAUGGAAUGUGAAGCUGAAAUGCUAUAAGAAUAGAGACAAAUUGCAAUUAUCAAGAUAUACAAUAUCUUCUUGACAAUGCUAGGGGUCGUACCGCACUCCACAUGCUAUUAGCAUCGUCGGGCACAUCCGGCUAUUCAUCAACUCGGUCGUGUGGAUGACAUUCACAGGCAGGCGCAGCAGAAUUUGCCCGCCAACCGCGCUGCCCAACGGACAUGCCCGAUCAUCUGGACGCAGCUUAACAAACAUGCACUUAGAAGGACAAGAAUUACUGAAACAUUAGUGUCAUCAUUGCUCAAUAACAUUCAGAAUAUCACUCAUUAUUAAAAUACUAUCAGUACAAGGUUUAUUAAAUACUUGUCUUUUCAUGCCCCAUCACCUAAAUUGCAAGCACAUUAAUUUAACAUAUAGUGGAGACAAUUAUGUCAGAAGAUCUAUGUGUAUGGGCAGUGUUCAUUGCCAACUGUGUAACUGUUGAUGAGUAUAUAAGAUAAUAAGAGUAGUUGAAUAUGUGAUAAUUCUAGUCAGGGCAAAGCUCAUUCAAAGGAGUUGCUGACACCUUACAUACAGGUAGACACACAGUUUUGGAAGGUCAUGUAACCUUUUGAAUGAAAAUUUGGAUAUUAUUUUAUACAUCCAAAUCUCUCCCUCCUCCCUCAAAAAAAUAAAUAAAUAAUCAAAAAGUGCAUGUAUUGGAGAAGGGUAGAGUUAGCUCCACCAAACACAAUAAUAUGGUUACAUUAGUAAUGCCAAAAUCAGCAAGUUACAAAGGUUGUUACAGGAAUUUUGUUAAGUUGAGUGGUAGUGUAUAAUAGUUAUAAAAUGUGGGAACAUUGAAAAGUAAUAUAAAGUCUGCUAUAUACACACUGAAGACUGUUUCUGUAAUGAUAAAUGCCUCUCUUACAUGUAUUUGCAUUGAUGAAUUGUGUUAUUUUGGUCUAAAGAGUCUUAGCAUGAAAUAUCUACACGUUUUUGCCAUCCCAUCUCUUAUUUUCAAGAGACUUUAAUGAAAGUUACCUGAGGCUUUCAAGGAUAUUUUCGUGAUUCUAGUAAUAUCUGAAUAAGAAUUCUAGACCAUCAAUAAGAAAGACACUGAGAACACCCCCCCAUUGUCAACUUUUUAUAUUUAUAGGAUCAGUGUUAUGAAGUUUAUUAGCUGAUAUACAACAGUUCUUGCUGUCCUUCAUCAUAAGUGAAAAAAUCACACAUUUUGCUCCCUUUGUGUUUUCUGAAGUGCUUUUACAUGCUCGUCAUUAAUGGAAAUGAAAAUUAUUGCACCAUUGUGAUAUUUUCAAGAUGUUUCUGAAUGGGCUAAUUUAAUCUUCUGGUGUGCACUCAUUUGCUUUUGUUCACUAGUGUUCAUGUAGUUGUGCACCUCUUGCUUUCCAUGUUAUUCAUUAAAGAAAAGUGAUGCUUGAAAGAUUCAUACCGUAGUAUUGCAUUUUAUCCAUACAAAACCAUUGCACCAAACUUUCCAGCAAGAGGACUGAUUAUAUGAAGUACAUCUUUUCCUCUAUGUACCAGACUAAUUUUAUGACAGAAGGAACCAGUAAUGAGGUAUCCACACACACACCAUACACCUCAUAUCCAAUGUAAUUUUUCUUCAUUAAUCACUUACAUCCUUUCUACUUACCCAAACUAUCUGAACAGUUAUUAGUUAGCUCAAUCUGCCAGCUCUGUAUUAACACCAGUUCUCCUUUGCUGUUUCUCAUUUCUCACUAUCCAUUUUUGCUACUAUACACGUUCCCUAGACCAAACGUGCAGUACACUUCAUCUGGUUUAUUGUUUCCGUCUUCAAUGUUUCUACUCUACAUAUAAAAGUCACUAUCAUUUCUUUGUAAUACAACUUUUAUUUUAUACACUCCAAUUAAUCUGACAGAGCAAACUCUUGUGCUUGCUCAAUAUCUCCUCCAAAUCAGCUACCAGUGUAAUAUGAUUUCCAAAUAUGCAUCCAUUCAUUGAGUGUACAUUUCCAGAUCUAGUGCAAUUUUGAUAAGUUAGUAAUGUUCCUUGCCUUCAUUCAUAUAAUAUUAUUUAGAAUCCUCAUGUGUAUUACUAUCAUAAACUUGCUAGAAAUUAUUCUGAAUAAUUUAUUUACUUAUAUAUAUCUACAUUUUUAAAGAUACUAACAAAAUAUUUUACUAAAUUAAUCCAUGUUGUGCAUCACAAUCCCUCCAUGUGUGGUGCAGCAGCUCAGGUUUAUGUAUGUGAACUCCAUGACCAACACUUUGUCAGACUAGCCAUAAUCAAUAACUUUAGUUUUUAAAACAUGAGCAUGGAAAUUUUUUACUUUAAAAAUUAAAUGUAGUUAUUCUACUUUAAACAGUACUUUUCAUUAUUGAAAAGAUGGUAGAGUGAAUUUGAGCUUUCUCUUAAGAUAUUUCAAUUUGUCUAAGAUAAAAAUCGAGAUUGUUGUUAUUGCUAGUAUCAUAAUUUUGGAUCAAUUGAUUUAUUAGUUAUCAUAAGAUAGAAUUAUGGCCAGUUAUCAAUUAUUAGUUAUUGCCAAUAAGGUUAUCAUUAUGGAUUUAUUGGCUAUGGAGAUUUUUUUCAUUAUGACGCAGAGCUAUGGUUCUGAACCCAAGGGGGAGAGUAUCAAAGCAUGUUGCAAGCUUCCUGAGGCCUUUUAUCUUCAAUAUGAGAGGCAACAACAAUUACUGAACAAAUAUCUCAAAAGUAAAUCAAUUACCUAUGUAUUUUCAAUGUGAACACAAUAAAGGUCACAUUUCAA
Portunus trituberculatus (swimming crab) is the source of this 5654-nucleotide messenger RNA. It is a transcript of the gene Syx16, whose product is annotated as syntaxin-16-like. Lineage: Eukaryota; Metazoa; Arthropoda; Malacostraca; Decapoda; Portunidae. Gene Ontology annotation, cellular component: membrane; endomembrane system; SNARE complex. The record is from RefSeq and is a predicted model, not a curated record. Gene Ontology annotation, molecular function: SNARE binding; SNAP receptor activity. The transcript has 6 exons. The coding region runs from base 148 to 1077 and encodes 309 amino acids. Gene Ontology annotation, biological process: vesicle fusion; vesicle-mediated transport; intracellular protein transport.